Molecule: messenger RNA, 1356 nt
Organism: Cavenderia fasciculata
Lineage: Eukaryota; Evosea; Eumycetozoa; Acytosteliales; Cavenderiaceae
Exons: 2
Coding region: 1-1356 (451 amino acids)
Source: RefSeq, a predicted model, not a curated record
AUGAUGAACGAAGAGAAGAAGAAUAUAAAGACAGAGCUGGGUUGUCCAGCGGAAGCGGACCCUCCUCCUCUACAACAACAAACACCAACACCAAUAACAACCUCCUCUUGCGAAUCGAUGACGACGUCGACGUCGACAAUACCGACAAUAGCAGCACAGAUAAAUCGUUGUGCCCUUUUUCGACAAGAGAAAGAGAGACUACUACAACAACAACAACAACAACAACAACAACAACAACAAGAGACAACAACGACGAUGGGAUUGAAGUCAUCGACAGCAGGAGUAGGAGAGGGAGUACCAAAGCAUCUGUCAGGAUGUAAGACUGACGGAAUCUCAACUACGAAACAUAUACUCUUGCAACAGUCCGAUUGUACUCAACUGUCUCAAGCAGUUGACAGAGUCGAGAAACAGAAUGACCAAUCCUCCCAAGGCAAAGAAGUCCGCUCAGGUGGACCCUGCAUCGUGCAACAACACCACCCCACCGGUGGUGAACGUCAACUUUAUUCCCAACUGUUGUCCCAACAAUGUCAACAGCAAUACCAACAACAAUACCAACAACAAUACCAACAACAAUAUCAACAACAAUACCAACAACAAUAUCAACAAUGCCAACAACAAACAGACAAUUACGACCAAAAAAGAAAAGCAAGUCAAGAAGGAGAAGAAAGAGACCAAGAAGAAGAAAGAGAAAGAAAAAGAAAAACAAAAGGAUUGCAACAACAACAACAAGACAAAGGGAACAACAUCGUCAACGACGACGACGACGACGACAACUGCGACUACAAAAACCAAUACCAACAAACAGAAACCAAAGAGAUGUCUACAAGAGGAAGAAUCUGCUUGCAAUAUAUUGAAAAAGAUCAAAAACAAAAAUCAAACAUCACCACCACCAUCAACGACAAUGGAAACAAUGGAAACGAUGGAAACGAUGGAAACAAUAGUAAUACCGAUCAAAACAACAGAAACAAAGAUUGUAACAAUAGAAAUAUUCCCAGAACAAAAUUGGAAAAAAGAGAUAAAAGCAGUCAACAAGGAUGGGAAGAGAAUACAAAAGUUACAGGAUAUAUUGGAUCAAGACAUGGCGAUGUUAGCGGAAAACAAGAAUUAUAUAGAUAUGAUAACUGUAUCGAUACAGAAAGAGGGGGAGGAUUUGAAUUGCGAGAGAGAGAAAUUAUGGAAAGAGAAACAAGAAUUAUGGAAAGAGAAGGAGAACUUAUGGAAAGACAAAGAAAUCUUUGUUCUAGAGAAAGAGAUUUAAAAGAAUUGACAAAAAAUCAUCUAGAAAUUAAAUCAAAAUUAUUGGCUAGAGAAAUUGAAAUUACAGAGAUUCAAAAGUCUUCCCCGCAUUGUAAAUAA